AUGAGUGAUUUGCCAAUUGAAUUCACUGAACUGGUGGAUCUGACAUCAUUAGGGAUUUCCCCUCAAUCCCUUGACUUUAGAUCAACUACAUUCGAAAGUGACCAUUAUGUCACCGUUCGUGAAACUACCGAUGGAAACAAUUCCGUAGCUAUCGUAGAUCUAACAAACAAUAAUGAAGUUACAAGGAAAAAUAUGGGUGGUGAUUCUGCAAUCAUGCAUCCUUCUCAAAAUGUUAUCUGUGUUAGAGCUAAUGGUACAAUUGUCCAAAUUUUCAACUUGGAAACUAAGACUAAAUUAAAGAGUUUUACUUUGGAUGAACCGGUAAUCUUCUGGAAGUGGCUUGAUGAUGAAUCUUUGGGUUUUGUUACCGCUAGAUCUAUCCUUAUCUCUCAAGUCUUUGAUGGGAAUGUUAAUGCAAAGCCAACAACUUUAACAAUGAGACAUGCUAAUUUAAAUAACACUCAAAUCAUCAAUUUUGUAGCAAAUAAGAAACGUGAUUGGUUUGCAGUAGUUGGGAUUCUUCAAGAGAAUGGUCGUAUUGGUGGUAAAAUCCAAUUAUAUUCUAAACAACGUAAUAUUUCUCAAGCAAUUGAUGGUCAUGUCGCCAUUUUCUCCGAAAUCAUCCUAGAAGGUAAUGGAUCCUCACCUGUUCAAGUCUUUGUUACAGGUAAUAGAAAUGCUACCUCAGGUGUAGGUGAAUUGAGAAUGAUAGAAAUCGAUCACGAUCAAAACGUUCCAGUUCAAUAUCAAAAAAAUACUAGCGAUAUUUUCUUCCCACCUGAUGCUACAAAUGAUUUCCCAAUUGCUGUUCAAGUUUCCGAGAAAUAUGGUAUAGUCUAUCUAUUGACUAAAUAUGGUUUCAUCCAUCUAUAUGAAUUAUCUACUGGUACUAACUUGUUUGUUAAUAGAAUUACAGCUGAAUCUGUCUUUACAGCUACCUCUUAUGAUAACAAGAAUGGUAUUGCCUGUAUUAACAAGAAGGGUCAAGUGCUAUCUGUCGAGAUUGCCACUUCUCAAAUCGUUCCAUACAUUUUGAACAAAUUAUCCAAUGUGUCUCUAGCUUUAACUGUGGCUACUAGAGGUGGUUUACCAGGUGCAGAUGAUCUAUUAAGUAAACAAUUCGAAUCAUUAUUGGCUCAAAAUGAUUAUCAAAAUGCUGCAAAGGUUGCUGCCUCCUCACAAUCUCUAAGGAAUCAAAACACCAUUAAUAGAUUGAAGAAUGUUCAAGCUGCUCCUGGCGCAAUAUCUCCAAUUUUACUGUAUUUCUCCACUUUAUUAGAUAAAGGUAAACUAAACAAAGAAGAAACUAUUGAAUUGGCUAGACCUGUCCUACAACAAGAUAGAAAACAAUUAUUCGAGAAAUGGUUGAAAGAAGAUAAAUUAGAAUGUUCGGAACAAUUAGGUGAUAUUGUAAAACCAUUCGAUACCACAUUAGCUUUGGCUUGUUACUUAAGAGCCAAUGUCCACGCAAAGGUCAUUUCCUCGUUGGCAGAUUUGCAACAAUUUGAUAAGAUUCUUCCAUAUUGUGAAAAGGCUAAUUAUCAACCAAAUUUUAUUGUCUUAAUCUCUACUAUUAUUAGCUCUUCUCCAGACAGAGCUUCUGAGUUUGCCCAAUCUUUGUUGCAAAACCCAGAAGUUGCUGCUCAAUUGGAUAUUGAAAAGGUUGCCGAUUUGUUCUUCUCUCAAAACCAUAUUCAACAAGGUACUUCUUUGUUACUAGAUGCACUAAAGGGUGAUACACCAGACCAAGGUCACUUACAGACACGUGUGCUAGAAGUUAACUUACUACAUGCCCCACAAGUUGCCGAUGCCAUUUUGGGUAACAAUAUCUUCUCUCAUUAUGACAAACCAACAAUUGCUUCUUUAGCUGAAAAGGCUGGUUUAUUCCAAAGAGCUCUAGAAAAUUAUACCGACAUUACUGAUAUCAAAAGAUGUAUUACACAUACAAAUGCUCUUCCAAUUGACUGGUUAGUAGGUUACUUCGGUAAAUUAAACGUUGAACAAUCGUUGACUUGUCUGAAGGCCCUAAUGGAUGAUAAUUUGAAGGCCAACAUUCAAAUUGUUGUACAAGUUGCAACUAAGUUUACUGAUUUGAUAGGUUCAGCUACUUUGAUUAAAUUAUUUGAAGAGUACAAUGCUACCGAAGGGUUAUACUAUUACUUGGCUUCAUUAGUUAACUUAACAGAAGAUCCAGAUGUAGUUUUCAAGUACAUUGAAGCAUCCUCCAAAAUGUCUCAAUUCAACGAAGUCGAGAGAAUUGUUAGAGACAACAAUGUUUACAAUCCUGAAAGAGUUAAGAACUUUUUAAAAGACGCAAACUUGGAAAAUCAAUUGCCAUUCAUCAUUGUUUGUGAUCGUCACGAUUUUGUCCAUGAGAUGGUCUUACACUUGUAUAAGACUCAGAACAUGAAGUACAUUGAAACAUAUGUCCAACAAGUCAAUCCAUCCAAAACUCCUCAAGUUGUUGGUGCUCUAUUAGAUAUGGACUGCGAUGAAAAAUUCAUCCAAGAUUUAUUACAAUCUGUACUUGGCCAAGUUCCAGUUGGUGAAUUGACUACCGAGGUUGAAAAGAGAAACAGAUUGAAAUUACUAUUGCCAUUCCUUGAAAAGACUCUGGAAUCUGGUACCCAAGACCAAGGUGUUUACAAUGCACUAGCCAAAAUUUACAUUGAUUCGAAUAAUUCUCCAGAAACCUUCUUGAAGGAGAAUGACAAGUACGACACUUUAGAUGUUGGUCGUUAUUGUGAAAAGAGAGAUCCAUAUUUGGCUUAUAUUGCCUACGAGAAAGGUUCUAAUGAUGACGACUUGAUCAGAAUCACCAAUGAAAAUAGUAUGUACAAGUACCAAGCAAGAUACUUAUUGAAACGUUCCGAUCCACAACUAUGGAAUAAGGUUCUAGACAGCGAAAAUAUUCACAGACGUCAAUUGAUUGAUUCUGUUAUCUCUGUUGGUAUUCCUGAGUUAACUGACCCAGAACCGGUCUCCCUUACUGUCCAAGCUUUCAUGAACAACGAUUUGAAGCUAGAACUAAUCGAACUUUUGGAAAAGAUUAUUUUGGAGCCUUCUCCAUUUAACGAUAAUGUUGCUUUGCAAGGUCUGCUACUUCUUUCUGCUAUUAAGUAUGAACCAACCAAGGUCUCUACUUACAUCGAAAAGUUGGACAAGUAUGAUGCUGAUGAAAUUGCCCAAUUAUGUAUUGAACAUAGCCUAAACGAAGAAGCGUUUGAAAUCUAUAAUAAACAUGAAAUGUUUGAUAAGGCUCUGCAAGUAUUAAUUGAAAAUGUCAUGUCGCUUGAUAGAGCUGCCACUUAUGCUGAUAAGAUAAAUACACCAGAAAUCUGGUCUCAACUAGGUACUGCUCAACUGGAUGGUCUACGUAUUCAAGAAUCCAUCAAUUCUUACAUUAAGGCUGAAGAUCCAUCCAACUACGAAAAUGUUAUUGACAUUGCCGAGCAAGCUGAAAAGUUUGAAGAAUUGAUUCCAUAUCUACUGAUGGCCAGAAAGACUAGAAAGGAAAGCAAAAUUGAUGGUUCGUUAAUAUUAGCUUAUGCCCAUUUGGACCAAAUCCAUGAGAUUGAAAACAUCAUUUCAGGUUCUACCGUGGCUAAUCUCGAUAUUGUUGGUGACAAGCUAUUAGAGGCUAAGAACUACAAAGCUGCAAAUAUAUGUUUUGCUGCUGUUUCCAACUACUCCAAGCUAGCAUCGACCCUUGUAUAUCUAGGUGAUUACCAAGCUGCUGUGGAUACAGCCAGAAAAGCUUCCAACAUCAAGGUCUGGAAAUUAGUCAAUGAUGCUUGUAUCGAUAAAAAGGAAUUUAGACUUGCCCAAAUUUGUGGUUUGAACUUAAUCGUUCACGCGGAGGAACUAGAAGCCCUAGUUAAUAAAUAUGAAUCCAAUGGCUACUUCGAAGAAUUGAUAUCGCUAUUUGAAGCUGGCCUAGGGUUAGAAAGAGCUCACAUGGGUAUGUUUACCGAAUUAGCUAUCUUGUACUCCAAGUAUGACACAUCCAAAACUUAUGAACACUUAAAAUUGUUCUGGUCCAGACUAAAUAUUCCAAAGGUUAUAAGAGCUGUUGAAGAGGCUCACUUAUGGAACGAACUUGUUUUCUUAUAUGCUCAUUAUGAUGAGUGGGAUAAUGCUGCUUUAACCAUGAUUGAAAAAUCUGCAGCUGGUUUUGAUCAUGGCUAUUUCAAGGAAGUUAUUGUUAAAGUUGCCAACUUGGAAAUUUACUUCAAGGCUAUUAAUUUUUACGUUAAGGAACACCCUACAUUAUUAGUAGAUCUAUUAGCUGCUCUUACACCAAGAUUAGAUAUCCCAAGAACUGUUAAAUUAUUUACCAGCUCUGAUAACCUUCCAUUGAUAAAACCAUUUUUGAUUAAUGUCCUUCAAAGAAAUAACUCUGUCGUUAACCAAGCAUACCACGAUUUAAUGAUCGAAGAAGAAGACUAUAAAGCUCUUCAAGAUGCUGUUGAUUCAUACGAUAAAUUCGAUCAACUUGGCUUAGCUGCAAGAUUAGAGAAGAAUAAUCUAAUUUUCUUCAGAAAGAUUGCUGCUAUGCUGUACCGUAGAAACAAGAAGUGGGCCAAGGCUCUGGCUAUCCUAAAGGAGGACAAACUAUGGAAGGAUACCAUUGAAACUGCUGCUAUCUCACAAGAUACUAAGGUUGUGGAAGAACUUAUUACAUACUUCGUCGAGACUGACAAUAAAGAAUCAUUCGUUGCUUUAUUGUACGCCGCAUACAACUUAAUCGACUUCGAUUUUGUAUUGGAAAUUUCGUGGUUAAAUAAAUUGGAUGAUUACAUCAGACCAUACGAUAUCUCUAUCAGAAAGGAACAAAACGACAAGAUCAGCAAGUUAUCUGAAAAACUUUCAAAUGGUAAGAAUGACAACGAUGAUGAUGCUAGGGAUGGACAACCUUUAAUGUUAAUGAAUAGUGCUAUGAACAUGCAACAAACCGGUUACUAA
Molecule: messenger RNA, 4965 nt
Organism: Maudiozyma barnettii
Lineage: Eukaryota; Fungi; Ascomycota; Saccharomycetes; Saccharomycetales; Saccharomycetaceae
Gene: CHC1
Product: clathrin heavy chain
Exons: 1
Coding region: 1-4965 (1654 amino acids)
Biological process (GO): receptor-mediated endocytosis; Golgi to endosome transport; intracellular protein transport
Cellular component (GO): clathrin coat of trans-Golgi network vesicle; clathrin complex; clathrin coat of coated pit
Molecular function (GO): clathrin light chain binding; structural molecule activity
Source: RefSeq, a predicted model, not a curated record